GUUUGUGUUAAAAUCAUUUCGGACUUACCGGGAUUGUACCAUCCAAACACGGACAUUGAAGGAUGACUUAAGGGUCAAUUAACUCAGAAUCGUGUUAACCAUAACAAAAAGAUUCAACCAUGUCUAAUGUCUACCAGGAUACUAAUAUAGAACUGGAGGGUGUCUGUGAAUCAACUUCACUGCAAAAUGAUAGCCGAAUUCGACAGUCCAGUGAGACGGAGAUAGAGACACCAAAACGAUGUGUGGGACUGCAUAUAUGUUGUCAGAAGAUUUCAAAACCACUACUUACAAAAUCCCAUCCGUUACCGGAAAAUCCAAGCAUUUGCCAAAGACUAAAAUAUUCCUUUCUAUGUCCCCCCCAUGGGAACCUCGCCUGGUACAUGCAGUUUCUAAUUCUAGUGGGCAUAACAUGGACAGUUCUUGUAUCGUUGACACAUUCGGAGGCCCUCCCAGGGGGAAAUUUCUUCUCGUUGUUUGUGCUGUUUUACGGAGCUAUUGUUGGUGGUUACUUCAUUUCCUUCUUUAAGCUGCCGCCUCUAUUAGGAAUGUUGAUCGUUGGUGCUGCAUUAAGAAACAUUCCGGUGGUGAAGAUUGUUGGCGAGAGCAUUUCCAUGCCAUGGUCGUCUGCUCUCAGACAAACAGCUUUGACUGUCAUCCUCAUUAGAGCCGGGCUUGGCCUUGACCCUCAGGCAUUACGGAAGCUCUCAUUCACGGUGCUGCGACUCGCUUUUAUUCCUUGCCUCGCUGAAUGUUGUGCGGAGGCAGUUGCAGCCCACUUCCUGCUUGGGUUCCCAUGGGAAUGGGGAUUUAUGCUUGGGUUCGUACUUGCUGCAGUGUCCCCGGCCGUCGUUGUUCCGUCACUCCUCAGUCUAUCAGACCGUGGCUUUGGCCUGGAUAAGGGUAUCCCUACAUUAGUCAUCGCCGCGGCCAGCGUUGAUGAUGUGUUGGCUAUCACUGGCUUCGGAGUGGUCCUCGGUAUAGCCUUCUCCAAAGGUGACAUAGCCCUGACUAUAGUGAAGGGACCGCUGGAGGCCCUGUUAGGAGUUGUAUAUGGAAUAAUCGUUGGAGUUAUAAUGUGGUAUCUGCCAUCAAAAGAUACAAAUAACCCAGCACUUUACCGGUCCCUGUUGCUGUUAGGAGCGGGAAUGUUGGCCACCUUUGGUAGUUCAGUGGUACACCUGUCUGGUGCUGGUCCUCUCGGCUGUCUCACUCUCGCCUUCAUAGCAGCACUUCGCUGGAGGAAAGAAGCUGAAAAGGAAGGCGACAAUGGAAUCAACGACAUGGUCGGCCUUCUGUGGAUGAUUUUCCAGCCUUUGUUGUUUGGUCUGAUUGGUGCCGCUGUCGACGUUAACGCCAUAGAUGGCAGCACUGUAGGUCUAGCCAUGGGAACCUUGGCCAUUGGUUUAUUCAUCAGGUUGUGUGCCUCAUUUGGAGCCGUUUUGUUCUCCGGGCUCAGCACCAAGGAAAUGCUCUUCAUUCCUAUAGCCUGGCUUCCUAAGGCCACAGUACAGGCGGCCAUCGGUGGAAUCGCAUUAGAUGAGGCAACAAAGCGAGGAGAUGCCAAUUUGAUGGCAUUGGGUACAUCAGUAUUGACCAUUGCUGUGCUGUCAAUCGUUGUCACAGCGCCCAUAGGGGCGGCCCUUAUUGCCAUAUUUGGGCCUUUGUGGUUGGAGAAACGAAAGGAAGAUGAGGAUUGUAAUGACAAUGAAGUUGAUGAUGCAUCCUGAUUAUGACGUGUUGCUGAUGACAACGAUAAUGAGCGAUGUUGGCGAUGAUACCAAAGUCUGUUGUCAACUAAAAUGGCGAUGAGAAGUUUGGGAACGCAGUGAAUCAGUGUAAAAUCCGGAAAUAGUUGAUUAAGUGCCUCUCACUUCCACACGCAGAAGAAUUCAUUUCUCAACUAAUUUUGUUCAUGAAAAGUGAAGACUUUGUGGAUAUAUAGGGCCAUUGAGAAUUUGUGGCAUUUGCCGACAAAACUGUGAAUGCAGUGAUGUGGUAAAUUCAAGAAUAGCUUUUCUUCACAAACUUAAACUACGAUGAAAUAUUAAAUCUAGUCAUUAUCCAAAUGAAUACAUUGCCGACACUCAGGGUAAACUGAUAGGAUUUGUAUUAACAAUUUAGUAUAGAAUGUAUAUUGAUUCAUUUUAUAGGGGUAUUUGAAUAUUUUAUGGGGUUAGAUAAGUGUAUACAUGUAUAUAUAUUUUGAAGGCCAGAUGAAUAUUUUAAGGGGAAGAUUGAAUAUCCUUAUGGGAAGCAUGCAUUUUAUGUUUAAGGGGUAGAUAAGUAUUUUAUGGGGAGAAGAUGGAUAUUUUAUAUUUUUCUUAUUAUAAGAUGAUUAUUUGUGAUUAAAUGUGAAUAUACAUAAUUAUAUACUUCACUGAAAGACAUCAAACAUAACUACAAAUAAAGUAAAACAAAGGAC
Pecten maximus is the source of this 2422-nucleotide messenger RNA. Its product is annotated as sodium/hydrogen exchanger 9B2-like. The record is from RefSeq and is a predicted model, not a curated record. Gene Ontology annotation, molecular function: antiporter activity. NCBI's taxonomy places the organism in Eukaryota, Metazoa, Mollusca, Bivalvia, Pectinida, Pectinidae. Gene Ontology annotation, biological process: proton transmembrane transport. Gene Ontology annotation, cellular component: membrane.